UACCGCAUGCAGACAAUCUUCACUUUCCCCAGAUGGCUGCCAUCCACUCACCUGCUCAUACAGCAAAACUCACCUUUUAUGUCGCAUCAAUACCACAACACGUAGUUGAGCGUCUCGCCUGCCAAGCGAAAAUUUCUCGACAUUUGGUUGAGUGUGUGUUAGACAAGUGUUAUGUAGGGCCUCCCCCGGAUGUCUGGUCAUUGAAGGAAAGGAUGGAGGAAGACCCUGCCAUUCAGCUCGAGAAAUUCAAGUUCGAACCAAACAACGACAAGCCCGUCUGUGGAUGGCCCGAACGUUAUAAACCGGACCAAACAUGGGACAUCCGUUUUAAAGCAACCGUAAAGAAGUGUGCACACGCUGAGUCCACUGCAGAGAAGCCCGAAGUUACGGAAUAAACACGCAUGUAGAACGGACGUCGGAAUGUUUGAC
This is a messenger RNA of Mya arenaria, 429 nucleotides long. RefSeq lists its product as uncharacterized. The transcript is spliced from 2 exons. Lineage: Eukaryota; Metazoa; Mollusca; Bivalvia; Myida; Myidae. The coding region runs from base 33 to 395 and encodes 120 amino acids. The record is from RefSeq and is a predicted model, not a curated record.